UACGUCCAGGACAAUUGGCAAAAAAUGAUCGAUAGGUUCGGAUUGGGGGAAAGAAAUUUGGGCAGACUUAUUCCAUCUGUUACCGACAGAUUUACUACUGAGGAUAGGCUGAAAGAGAUGAAUGACUUCUUUGCCAAAUUUCCGGAGGCCGGAGCAGGAGCUGCUGCUCGGAAACUGUUUCCAAUAAUAUAAAAUGGUUAAAAGUUAACAAAGACGGUGUUGCAAAAUGGUUGAACGAGAG
Ctenocephalides felis (cat flea) is the source of this 241-nucleotide messenger RNA. Its product is annotated as glutamyl aminopeptidase-like. The transcript has 2 exons. Lineage: Eukaryota; Metazoa; Arthropoda; Insecta; Siphonaptera; Pulicidae. The record is from RefSeq and is a predicted model, not a curated record. The coding region runs from base 25 to 192 and encodes 55 amino acids.